CAGCUCCAGUCGCGGUCGAAUCACAAGCAUUGAAAGUGAAUUGCUAACGGUAAUUGUUGCUUUGUCUGAUUGCGGUCAACCGGGGGAGAAAAACAUCGAUAAGAAGUCCAGUGUCCAUAUAAAUAAUCGUUGUCAAACGAAGAGUGGACAGUUAUUUUUUUAAAAGAUGCUGAGAAUCCGAGAGUUUUUCGCAAACAAAAACGUUCUGAUAACAGGCGGAACUGGAUUAGUUGGGGUAUCUUUGGUGGAGAAGUUGCUCAGAGCUUUUCCGGAAAUUGGAAGCAUUAAUUUGGUCGUGAGGAGGAAGAAUGGCGAGAGUUUAGGUCAGAGAUCAUCGAACUAUUUCAGCUUGGAUGCUUUCGAUUGUUUGAAGCGUAGCAAUGUUGAUCUUACGAGUAAAAUCGUUUGGUUGGAAGGUGAUAUCAGCGAACCUAACUUGGGUUUGAGCGAAGACAGUCUGAAGCAUAUCAGCGACACAGUGAACGUGAUCUAUCAUGCCGCAGCUACUGUAAGGUUUGUGGAACCUUUAAAGAACGCCAUCAAUCUUAAUCUUUGCGGUACCAAUGAGGUUUUCAAAAUCGCCAAGAGAUGCACCAACUUAAACUGCUUCAUGCACGUUUCCACAGCUUUUAUAAAUCACAGAUUCUCGAGGUCUUCGAUCCAAGAUCGAAGCUACGAAAUGUCCCAAGAUCCGCUCGAUCUAAUACGAAUGCACGACACUCUCACGAAGGAUGAAAUCGAGGUAAAGGCUAAGACUUACCUGAAGGAUUGGCCCAACACCUACAUAUACACCAAAAACGCUGCAGAAAACCUCCUGUACAAGAACAACACCGAUAUGAAGAUUGGCAUAUUCCGACCGGGAAGCAUUAGUGAAGCUUACCAAGAACCUUACCCGUACUGGAUGAUAAAUUGCUCCGCCUUUUCGGCUAUCCUGCGGAAAGCUCACACGGGUUUAAUGUUCAAUCUGAAUCCCAAAGCUAAAGGUAACAUGAUACCCAUCGAUCUCUCCACCAACGCUUUGAUAGCAGCUACUUGCGACGCGGCAAACAUCAAAGAGAAGACCAAAUUCUAUACUCUGAUCACGAAUAAACCCACCUGGUUUGAGCAGUACCACAUGUAUAUAAAGAACAUAAAGGAUCCCUGGUUGAUGUUUGGUAGUCUGAAGUACAGGUUCCUCAGCCACAUGAAGGAUCUUGUCUUGGAGAUGAACGGCAGGAAAGGAAUUUAUGUCAAGGAGAUACAGAGGCACGAGAAGAUGAUGCAGCUGAUGGAGCAUUUUAUGUACAAGGAAUUCCAAUUCGAGUCGAAGAAUAUAGAUGAUCUUUGGGAAUCGAUGGAUCAAGAGGAGAGGAAAUUGUUGUUCUUUGACUUCAGUCAGGUCGAUUGGCAGAGUUACUUCGAAAACAUGUAUCACGCCAACAAGAAGCAUCUAGUGGAUAUGAUGGAUUAUAAACCGACGUUGAAAGCCCUGACUACACUUUGAUUAAAGCUUAGGACGAAUUUAUCUUAGAACUACUUAAUGUACAGGCAAAAAUAAAUUAAAUACAUUA
Nicrophorus vespilloides is the source of this 1550-nucleotide messenger RNA. RefSeq names its product fatty acyl-CoA reductase 1-like. Gene Ontology annotation, molecular function: alcohol-forming very long-chain fatty acyl-CoA reductase (NADP+) activity. Gene Ontology annotation, cellular component: peroxisome. Bases 167 to 1483 code for a protein of 438 amino acids. The transcript is spliced from 6 exons. Gene Ontology annotation, biological process: long-chain fatty-acyl-CoA metabolic process. Lineage: Eukaryota; Metazoa; Arthropoda; Insecta; Coleoptera; Silphidae. The record is from RefSeq and is a predicted model, not a curated record.